Talaromyces atroroseus is the source of this 804-nucleotide messenger RNA. RefSeq names its product RNA polymerase II holoenzyme cyclin-like subunit. Gene Ontology annotation, cellular component: nucleus; mediator complex. Gene Ontology annotation, molecular function: cyclin-dependent protein serine/threonine kinase regulator activity. The record is from RefSeq and is a predicted model, not a curated record. Gene Ontology annotation, biological process: positive regulation of transcription by RNA polymerase II. Bases 1 to 804 code for a protein of 267 amino acids. The transcript is spliced from 2 exons. NCBI's taxonomy places the organism in Eukaryota, Fungi, Ascomycota, Eurotiomycetes, Eurotiales, Trichocomaceae.
AUGGUUGUGAUUGUAGAGUUAUGCAGACUCGCCAAAGGGCUGGGUUCGCGGCAGCAAGCCGUUGCAACGGCUCAAGUCUAUAUGAAAAGAUUUUAUACGAAAGUCGACUUUCGACAGACAAAUCCAUUUCUUGUCAUGGUCACGGCGUUUUACCUGGCCUGCAAGAUGGAAGAAUGUCCCCAGCAUAUCCGGAUGGUGACUAACGAAGCCCGGCAACUAUGGCCAGAAUUCAUUACAAGCGACCCGGCCAAGAUUGGGGAAUGUGAAUUUUACCUCAUCUCCGAAAUGCACUCACAGUUGAUUGUGCACCAUCCAUAUCGGACUGUGUUGGAGCUGAGCAAAGCGCUAGAAUUGACGACAGAGGACGUCAACCAGGCCACAAAUCUUAUAAGUGAUCAUUACCAGACAGAUCUACCGCUUCUCUAUCCACCACACAUCAUCGCAGUAAUGGCUAUUCUCCUCGCCGUGAUGUUUAGCGGCAGCGGCGGCGGUCAACGCAAUGCAUAUAUAUAUGGUUCGCUGUCAUCAUCAGGCACAUCUUCAAUAGCUGCGUCACUUAGAGAAGGUGGCAUGGGAGUGGCGCUUUCUGCAUUUGAAUCGGGCACAGCCGCACAAGGCGCAAGACCAGAUCCAAGGAUCCAGAAGAUCGUUAACUGGCUGGCCGAAAGCGAGGUUGAUAUCCGGGCAGUCAUUGAAUGUACGCAGGAGAUGAUAUCACUGUACGAGCUUAUGGAAGGGUUGAAUAUUCAACAUUGCAAGGAAAUCAUCUCAAGGAUGACCAAGAAUAGAAACGCAGAUAAGUGA